AGGCCGUGCGCUGGCGGCGCCCCGCGCGGGCGUCCGCGGGGUGACCGCCGCGCAGCUCCCCGGCCUCGCCGGCGAUGGACGCCCGCGAGGUUGCCGUCGGACAGCCCCCCGCCCCGCCGGCGACUGACGCGCGGGUGGUGGCCGUCGGGCAGGGCGCUGGGCAGCCUCGCGCGUCGCUGGAGCUCGCGGCCCAGGACGCGAAGACGCGGGCGCUGCUGAGCGAGCCAGAGGAGGGCGCGCAGGGGGCGCCGGGGCCGCCGCCGGACAGCCACUUCGAGGUCCACUACGUGGGCGAGCUGGAGUUCGGGGCCCGCUUCCCGGGGGCGGCGAGCGACGACGGCCUCUUCGUGGACUACGCCGCGCACGUGGGGUCGGAGUGGCACCCGGCGCAGGAGGGCGGCUAUGCGGGGCAGACGCAGACGGCGUACCCAGACGUGGAUGGCAACUACGUGUUCAACCACCCCAUAGACUUCCACUACUUCGCCUUCUCUCUCGAUGGAUGGCCAGCCUUCCACGUGGAGGUGCUCAAGCUCGAUCCCGCGGGCCAGGUGACCACCGUGUCCUACGGAUCGGUAGCGCUGCCCAGCACGCCCGGGCAUGCCGAGCUUGCCUGCCGGACUUGGUCGCCAGCGGCCGCGUCGCAGCUCGCCGAGGCGCGGGCGGCGCGCCUGGGGGCGUCCGGGGGGGCGCUGCCCGUGGGCCGGGCCGAGCUCCUCGGGGCGCGGUCGCCAGAGGCGCGAGCCCACAUGGUUACCAAGACCUCCGGCACCGUGCGGCUCUCGAUGGACACAAUAUUCCGGAACGCCGCGAGACACGGCAUCGUCGUGACCCGCGAUGGGCGCUGAUUGCCCGCCGUUGGCCAUCCAGCUCCGGCCCUGAUGCCCCUUCAUCAUGGAGGGCUCCAAUGGAAAAUGUCGUUGAACUGCAACUGUUUCGCAUUGCAUGCUUCAUGGUCGCGGAGGGUGCGCGGCUACGGACGCGAUGAGCCCUUGCUCGAUGGCAGGUGGUCUCUGCCGAUCGAUUUCGGCCUCUGUGGCUCUUUCGGGGCGGCCGAGAAUUGGUCCCAGAGACGCGGUCGAGAGCCCCGAGGGUCCCACGUCGCGCAGAGACCACGACGUCGGAGACUUGGGGAGGGGGCUGCGGUAAUUAGUUUCGUGCAGCCUCACCGCCGCGGCGGCACGAUUGCAGGCAUGAAGGUUUCAUCGGGCUCUGGAGCUGACACUGGAAAGCCCGCGGCGCGAAAUCCACAGGAAAGACGGCGGCGUUUCCUGUCCCUGCGUGGUUUUCGGGCCUCGGUUCUGUUCGGCCGGUCCCUCCGCCUCUCGUGUCUGCUCUGGCCCUCGCUACGUGUCGUUGUCGGGCCCUCGUCGGUCCAUCGUCGCUGUGCGACUGCCUGGGACUUAGCGCGUGACCCUAACACACGUCCACAACAAGGAUGGCGUCGACGGAUUCCCAGGACGCUCGGCAGCAGAGAUCGCCGAGGGUCGGGAGUUUUGGCGCGGCGACGGGCGCCGAAGCCCAGAGGCAGGCGUGGCAGGAGGCCGC
This is a messenger RNA of Prorocentrum cordatum, 1545 nucleotides long. The record is from the annotation of a GenBank genome assembly. NCBI's taxonomy places the organism in Eukaryota, Dinophyceae, Prorocentrales, Prorocentraceae.